AUGGGACCAAAGUUAGAUGAACUGAAGGCAUCAUUAGCGUUCUGUCCGCUUUGGAGUUUUGAAAAGCGCAAGUGGUUGGGGCUGCAACUUCUUCAAGCCAUGGGAGUCUAUUGUUUGCAUCACAAUUCAAGAAUACCCUUUCAAAGUGCAAUAAGGGUAUUCGACGAUGAAUCCAUGAGGUCGUAUCCAUGGGGUCGGACUGCAUACGAAGUUCUAAUUGGCUCUAUUAAAACGUUAGCUCCAGAUGGAGGUUCAUACACAAUAAGCGGCAUGAAGGACGCAUUAUUGAUUUGGGCUUAUGAAUCUGUCACAUGCUUCGGUGAGAGUUUUGGGAGAGUGAUCAAUAACGAAGAUGUUCCACUUUUGCGAUGGGGUGGACAGCGUGCUAUGAUGAGAAUGGUUUUGAAGGACUCAAUUGAAGAGAUGUUUCCUAUUUGGCCGGGUGAAGAUGACGAUCCACAACUCGUUAGGUUGAUAACAGACAUACAUUCAGGUAGAUAUGUGAAAGGUUUGUGGGAAGUGCAGGGGAAUGCAAAGGGGAAGGGGAAUGAAAAGAAUAGAAUGAACGGUGGAAUUUCGUCAGAAGCUGAGCCACCCACUAAGAAGCAAAAGAAAGUUAAGACACGGAAUGAAUCUGAAGCUGAUGCAGUGGGAAAGGGUUCUAGCGAGAAGGAAGGUAGCAAAGAGUUGGAGUUGGAGAACAAAGCGACUCUAACGACCAUUGUGAGUACUCUGGAUAUUAUUUCCAGAAAAUUUGAUCAGGUUGACUCACGGUUGAAAGCUUACGAGUUAGACCGGAACAUACCAUUGAUGGACCAAAAGACCAUUGAUGACAGGGUGAAUGCUUUACUGGAGGAGCGUCUGAAAGAUCUGGGGAUUGGGAAAAUUCCCGAAAACCAUGAUAACCCCUCUCCACAAUUAUCAGAUAACUCUUUAUCGAUGGCAUCACCGGUGGUUCAAACGCAUCAGAAGUCUGUCAAUAGUCCAGCUUUAGUAGCUGCGACUCCUGAUAAGGAGUUUGGACCGAAAAAGAAUUUGGCCAAGGAGCUUGAAAAGGAAUCAGGGGUGAAAAGGACUUUGGAUGAGGAGUUUGGUAGUGUCGAUAAAGCUACUGAUGUGUGGCCUCUUGAUUUCGUAGUAGUUUCUCCUGCAAGGCUACUAAGGAUGAUAAGGCUGCUAAGGAUCCAGCCUAUGGACGCGGCUGUAGGCGCAUAUUGUUAA
Molecule: messenger RNA, 1221 nt
Organism: Brassica napus (rape)
Lineage: Eukaryota; Viridiplantae; Streptophyta; Magnoliopsida; Brassicales; Brassicaceae
Exons: 2
Coding region: 1-1221 (406 amino acids)
Source: RefSeq, a predicted model, not a curated record